Molecule: messenger RNA, 1550 nt
Organism: Aspergillus steynii IBT 23096
Lineage: Eukaryota; Fungi; Ascomycota; Eurotiomycetes; Eurotiales; Aspergillaceae
Product: PQ-loop repeat-containing protein
Exons: 2
Coding region: 241-1395 (384 amino acids)
Biological process (GO): basic amino acid transmembrane export from vacuole
Cellular component (GO): fungal-type vacuole membrane
Source: RefSeq, a predicted model, not a curated record
GAAGCUGCAGCUCUCCCACCGUCAGCGUCGUUUGCAUCGAAAGGAAACGAUCAUCGCCGGGCCUGGAUUUCCCCGGACUGGGCACGUGACCGCUGCCGCACGUCAUCGUCGUUGGACCUUUGAACCUUUCGAGUUCGGCAAGCUUUUCGUCCCUUCGCUGUGGAUUUUUCCUUGGUUUCGCCUUUAAGAAGAUCGACCUGGGGAAAUAAUCCCCAAUUCACAGGAUCGUCCCCAUCGGACAUGUUUCCCUCCCAGACCGUUAGUUUAGAUUUAGACGCAUUGAGCGGAAUCUGUGGUUCGAUAUCCAUUGCGUGCUGGGUCGUGGUUUUCUCGCCCCAGAUCAUUGAAAAUUUUCGUCGUGGAUCCGCAGAUGGCUUGUCACUUCUCUUCCUCGUCGUCUGGUUGGCGGGCGAUGUAUUCAAUAUCCUAGGAGCCGUGCUGCAAGGCGUCCUGCCGACGAUGAUCAUCCUUGCUGUGUACUACACGCUUGCAGAUAUCGUACUACUAGGGCAAUGCUUCUACUACCGAGGCUUUACCCUCAAGGAUGAGCCAUCCUCGCCGCCUCCUGCGCAGGACGACACCGAGAAUGCAGACCCGACAUCGGAGCGAACGGCUCUCCUAUCCUCAAAGCCCAAUGGCUCGUCUUAUCAGUCGAAUGGGACCCAGAACCAACAUGGCAAUGGACACGUAACGUCCACUUCUACAUCUACCGCCCAGCCACCUUUAGAUCACAGAAGACACUCGGCGGCGUCUUCCACCUUCCGUGACAUCCUUCACCCCUCGGUCGAUGGCACCCAUCUAUCCCCAGCGACCCCGUUCAUCGAGCCCUCUCCUAAGCAGACGGCGCCUGCGCGUCAUAUAUCUACCAUCCAGUCCAUCCUGUUCAACGUAUCCGCCAUCCUAUUGGUCUGUGCGGCGGGCAUAUUGGGCUGGUAUGUCAGCCCGGGGUCCUCGAAGAACAAAGGCGAUGAACAGCCGCCGGACGACAACUCCCUUUCAUUCGACACGUGGGGACAAGUCUUUGGCUACUUCUGUGCUGUUCUCUAUCUGGGCUCGCGCUUGCCGCAGAUUCUCUUGAAUUACCGGCGCAAGUCCACGGAGGGCGUCUCCCUUCUAUUUUUCCUAUUCGCCUGUAUCGGAAAUCUGACUUAUGUCCUUUCCAUUCUGGCAUAUUCCCCAGUCUGUCGAGGUGAUGCACUGGAGCAGACUAACCGGUGUCGUCCCGGGGAAACCUCGGCAUUAUAUGGUCGCUACAUCCUUGUGAACUUGUCGUGGCUGAUCGGCAGCCUUGGAACCCUAUUCCUCGAUAUGUGUAUUUUUGUCCAGUUCUUCCUCUAUCAGGAUUCUGGAUAUACCGAGAAUGAACCUACAGACCAGGGUAGUGCGACGGAGUAGCCUCCAGAUACCCAUGGCUUUAAAAAAGAAGGUGGCUCAAAGGAAAACUGAAGAUCAUAAACCGUGAAAUCGUUAUGUUUUUAUUUAGAUCAGAUCCAUUUAUCCAGUCUGGGGCUAAAAUUGGCGAAAUCAGGACUCAAAACUGAAAAUGCGUG